AUGCCAAACACCCAUAUCAAUGCAGAAGACAUCGAAGUGAUUGGACGAAAUUGCCCUCAGCUCAAGUCCUUCAAGAUAUCUCACAUGAGGUACACAUGGACAGGGCCAUACCUCCAAUGUGACGAUCAAGCUGUUGCCAUUGCAAAUAACAUGCCUGAGUUACGCCAUUUGCAGAUUUAUGGUGAUGAGAUGACAAAUGAUGGAUUGGAGGCCAUUCUUAACGGAUGCCCUCACCUUCAAUCCCUCGACAUUUAUAUGUGUUGUAGGUUUGAACUUGACAGGAAUUUAGUAAAAAAGUGCAUGGAACGGAUCAAAGAUUUUAAGCACAACUCAACACAAAACUCUGAUGAUGAUUCUGAUGAUAUGUAUAUGUAUUCCUCUGGGUCCGAUGUUGAUGAAUCUUCUGAAGCGGAUGAUUAG
Lactuca virosa is the source of this 420-nucleotide messenger RNA. The record is from the annotation of a GenBank genome assembly. Lineage: Eukaryota; Viridiplantae; Streptophyta; Magnoliopsida; Asterales; Asteraceae.